UUUGAGUUUCAUAUGUUCUUCAAUUGUAGGAAUGCGGUUCUUGCUUUGCCAAUCCUCGCCUUUAUGUCUGAAUCCGACCCUCCUUGUUCAUCGAUGAUGCUUCCCAGGUAUGUGAAGGAUUCUAAAUCUUCCAGAGUUUCGCCAUCAAAAGUGACUGGAUUGCUGUUCUCCGCUUUGAAUUUGAGGACCUUGGUUUUCCCCUUGUGUAUGCUGAGGCCUACUGAUGCAGAGACUGCUGCUACACUGACUGUCUUUAUCUGCAUUUGUUCAUGUGUAUGCAAUAGGAUGGCUAGGUCAUCUGCGAAGUCCAAAUCAUUUAAUUGAUUCUGAGCUGUCCAUUGUAUUCCGUGUUUUCCGUCAGAUGUCGAGGUCUUCAUAAUCCAGUCGACCACCAGAAGAAAGAUUAAGUGAGAGAGUAGACAGCCUUGUCUGACUCCGAUCCUUACUUGGAAUGCAUUUGUCAGCUGUCCUCCAUGCACGACCUUGCACUGUAGUCCGUCGUAUGAGUUCUGGAUAAUAUUGACAAUCUCCUCAGAGACUCCGUAGUGUCGAAGAAGUUUCUAUAACGUCCUCCUAUCUACACAAUAUUCAUCUCCGUACAGUAGGACUGACUGUCUUGACGUUUUUAUCGAAGAUUUUGACUUUGAUAUUGGUUGGAAGUUGUUAACCAGGAAAAAUAAUUCAUUGUAUAAGCUACGGUAACAACAAUAAAUUAUAGUUACCAAGUUAUCAAUUUUAAAAAUUAUGAUCACUGCUGUUAUCUGGUUAAUCAGGAAAUCUUGUUUCAUUUUUUGCCUCGAAAAUUUCAUUUGUUAUAUCUUCUUGUUCUUUACAACCCAUUCUCCUUAACGAAGACGUAAAACAAUAAUGUUAUUCAAACUUUUUUCUUAUUUCCUGUAAUUCACAUGGGAUUUGUUUGUAUGUGUGUGUUUUUUUGUUUUUUAUUCUAGGCGGUAAUCCACUACUUGCUUCUGUUUGGGAAGAAAAAGCAGCUGGACCAUUUAGUUUAAUGCAUUCCGGUUAUGGUAUGGGAGCAGCAUUAGCUCCUUUAUUAGUGAAACCAUUUACAAUUCCUUCAACUUCAGUUAAUAAUACUACAAAUAAUAAUCAUUCCUUAGCAACAAAUAUUGCUACUAAACAAGAUAAUUCAACUGAAUUAGUGAUUGUCAAUGCUGUGAUACCUUAUUCAAUCGUUGCUGGAAUUGUAUUAUUUUGUGUAUUUUAUUUUUUAAUAAUUAUGUGUAUUGAUCAUUCAACAGAUCCAGAACACAAUGGAAUUAUGUCAUUAAGAAAUAAUAACAAUACCAAGAUUACCUCAUCAUCAUGGAAACAAUUUUUUACUAAGAAACAUCUAUUUCAUUCUAUUAAAUUCAUUCAAUCUAUCAUUUGUCAAAAAUGUUAUACAAUUAAAAAGAUUCAUUUAAUCAUUAUUAGUUGUACAUUUAUAGCAUUCUUUACAAUUGUUGGCAAUGAACGUGUAUUUGGUAAAUUUAUGUUUACUUAUGCAUUAUAUGGUCCUAUACAAUUAACUAUCAAAGAUAGUUAUAUUAUUAAUCUUAUAUAUUGGUUAUGUUUUUGUUUAGGACGUAUCUUAUUAUUUCUAUUAGCACUAUGGAUUAAAGCUACUAUAUUAUUAUUAGUAUUAUGUAUUGGUACAUUAUGUAGUUCUAUUGGUUUAAUUAUAUUACCUUAUGAAAAAUUAUGGUUUUAUUUAUGUACAAUAUUAUUUGGUUUAUUUAAAAGUCCAUUAUUUCCAAUUACCUUAGCAACUAUUAAUUAUUCAUAUGAAAUUAAUGGUUUUUUAAUUAUUAUAGUAAAUUUUGGUAGUUCAUUUGGUGCUACAUUAUUACAAUUUAUUACUGGUUAUUUAAUUCAUCAAUAUGGACAAAUGAUAUUUCCAUAUUUAGUAACUAGUACAUCAUUAUUAUUAUUAAUUACAUCGAUUAUAUUAAUAUUAAGUUUAUUACAUAUUGGUAAUCGAUUUAAACAUUUAAAUCAUAUUAUAAUUGAUACAAUGAAUGAAUCAAUCAAUGAAAAUAAUCAAUAUAUUACUACUAAUACUACUAACACUAACACUACUAAUAAUGAUAAUGAUAAUAGUACAUCUCCUAUAACCAUAUUACCAAGAUCAAAAGUGAUUCAGUCGAAAUUCAAUAAACAAAUCAAUUCGAUCAAUAAUAAUAAUGAAAAAUUAUAAAAUUUGAAAUGAUUGAUUUAUUGAUUUUUUUUUCAUCAUUUUUUUCAUUAUUUCAUAUUGGAUAAUCAAUAAUUAUGAAUUAUGUAAUCGUAGAGUUCGUAUAUAGAAGAGAGAAUUUUCUAGGUGAAUAAAAUUAUUGAUUUUUAUUUUGAAUUUUUUUUCCUUUUUUAAAAAAAGAAACAACUAAACAAACAGUAUUUCAUUUUUAUUUUUAUUAUUUACUUACUUACUUGCGCCUGUUACUCCUAAUGGAGUAUAGGCCGCAGACUAGUAUUCUCCAACCAACUCUGUCCUGGGCCUUCUUUUCUAGUUCCAUCCAAUUCUUGUUCAUUUCUCUCAUGUCUAUCUCCAUUUCCCGGAGUAAUGUGUUCUUUGGUCUUCCUCUUUUCCUUUGGCCUUGAGGAUUCCAUGUGAGGGCUUGUCUUGUGACGCAGUUGAGUGCUUUCCUCAAUGUGUGUCCUAUCUUUAUUAUUAUUUAAUGGAAAAAAAACUAAAGAGAGAAAAUUAAAAAAAGAAGAAAUUUCAUAAAAUCUAUAAAAAAAAUCUCAUUUCUCAUUACGUAUUCAAAUAAUUUUUUUUCUUUUUCUUUACUUUUUUUUCUUCGUUUUUUUGAAAAAAAAAGAAAAAAAAAUUUUUUUUUUGUGAUCUCGGUGUAAUCAUGUUAUAUUGUUAUUUCAUUGGAAUAAAUUAUCUUUGAAAUUAA
Molecule: messenger RNA, 2900 nt
Organism: Schistosoma guineensis
Lineage: Eukaryota; Metazoa; Platyhelminthes; Trematoda; Strigeidida; Schistosomatidae
Source: the annotation of a GenBank genome assembly